Messenger RNA from Auanema sp. JU1783, 897 nucleotides. The record is from the annotation of a GenBank genome assembly. Lineage: Eukaryota; Metazoa; Nematoda; Chromadorea; Rhabditida; Rhabditidae.
AUGGACGCUGUGGAACUUAAUAAAAUAUCUUUCGAAGAUGCUCGGAAAACUUUGAAGGAAUGGAGAGAUUCUGGUGCUAGAAGAAGUGCCGAGACUGUUGCAAUCUGGGAGAAUGCUUUAGCUAAAAAUCGCUCUCGUCUUGGUGAUGAAGUUUGGGUUAUUUAUGAGCAGCUCUGCUUUGCUGCUUUGGAUACUCAUAACCUUCCAAUCGUUGAAGAAUGCUUGAAAACUCUAAGUCGGCGUUUUCCUAAAAGCUCACGUGUGUUGAAGUUGAAAGGAAUGUUUUAUGAAUCGCAGGGACAGUUCGAGAUAGCUGGAGAGAUUUAUGAUGACCUUAUCCAGAGUGAUCCUGCAAAUAACGUGUUCCGGAAGCGUAAAGUUGCCCUUUUCCUUGCUCAGUCGAAAAGAUUAGAAGCCAUUAGAGAACUUAACGAUUAUUUAAGAGUUUUCUUGAACGAUACCGAAGCCUGGGUACAGCUGAGUGAACUUUUUAUUGAAGAAGAAGAUUUAGCGAAGGCUGUGCAUUGCUUGGAGGAAUGCGUUCUUAUAUCGCCUUUAAAUAGUCUAUUCGUGAGAAGAUUAGCUGAGGUGCGCUAUUCUCUGGGUGGACUGGAGAACAUCGAGCUUGCCAAGUCGUAUUAUGAGCAAACUGUUAAGCAUACCCCAAAUGAUCUCCGUGCCCUUUAUGGAAUUAUUCUGAGUAGCAACUAUAUAGCUAGUCACACUAAGGGUGCUUCUGAAAAGCGGAAGGAUGUUAUUGGUGCUGGAUGUUCCGCAGCUGAUAAAAUCAUCGAGAUUUAUAGAGAAGCUGCAGCCAAAAAGACGAAUCCCUCAGCUCCUGCCUUGAUCGCCACUGUUGAACAAAUGAAGACCGAAUUAAUGACCAUUAAACAAUAG